CGGGUUUCCUUGCAGCAUUUCCAUGCUAGAGGUCUCCACCGAGCUGCGGAGCGAGGCUGUGCCUGCGCCGGGCCCUUCUUCCUUCCUUUGUGCAUCCCCCAGCCCGGCUGCAGCCGUGUCCCCCCGCGCCGGCCGCCACGUCCCCGCUUCAUCGCCCCUUCCCGGAGCCUCCCCCAGGCCUGAAGGCAGGAGAAAGCCGCCCCCCCGGGCUGGCAGAGCCAGGGCAGCGGCGAAGCGCUGGGUGCCACGUCGUGACAUCCCCCCCGCCCCGUUCCCGGGGCACCGAGGCCGCAUCCCCGCCCGCAUCCCCGCAUCUAUCCCCGCUCCGCGUUCUCGGGUCCCCUUUGGCGGAUGCUGCGCGUCUCCCCGGGCCGCUGGUGCUAAAUGCUGAACGCCGACAGGAUGGAGGAGUUUCAGAGCGAGGAAGAGGAGCCCUGGUACGACCAGCAGGACCUGGAGCAGGACUUGCACUUGGCCGCAGAGCUGGGGAAGACGCUGCUGGAGCGCAACAAAGAGCUGGAGGACUCCCUGCAGCAGAUGUACGCCACCAACGAGGAGCAAGUGCAGGAAAUCGAGUACCUGACCAAGCAACUAGAGAUGUUGCGGCAGAUGAACGAACAGCAUGCGAAAGUCUACGAGCAGCUGGACCUAACAGCACGGGACCUGGAGCUCGCGAACCAGAAGCUGGUGCUGGAAAGCAAGACAUCCCAACAGAAAAUACAGUGCUUGACGGAAACGAUCGAAGGGCUGCAGAACCAAGUGGAGGAGCUGCAGAAGCAGGUGGAGGAAAUGCGGAGCUUGGAGCAGCUCCGCAUCCGGCGGGAGAAGAGGGAGCGACGCCGAACCAUCCACACCUUCCCCUGCCUUAAGGAGCUGUGCUCCAGCCCCAGGUAUGAGGACGCGUUCCAGGUCCACAGCUCUUCCACAGAGUUCAACCAGAAGCCACUGGAGAGGGAGAAUGAGCGUCUCCAAGCCAUGGUGAACUCCCUGAGGUCCCAAGUCAACCAGGAGAAGCAGCGGAAGGAGCGGGUUGAGCGAGAGUACACCUCCGUCAUCCAGGAGUACUCGGACCUCGAGCAGCGGGUGUGCGAGAUGGAGAAUUGCAAACUGCGCAUCAAGGAGCUGGAAGCCGAGCUCCUGGAGCUGCAACAGAUGAAGCAAGUCAAGAAGUAUUUGCUCAGCAGAGAAGACAACUUGUCCGAGGCCCUCCUUGAGCCGUUGAAUAACGCCCCAGAAGCCGACUACAUCGACCUCUCUGAGGAGGAGGGAGGAAAAAGUAAUGGGCCGUCAAUGACGCCUUCCCCAAACCACCCUGUCCGUAAGAGCUGCAGUGACACAGCCCUCAACGCCAUCGUGACCAAGGAUGCCGUGAGCCGGCACGAGGGCAAUUACACGCUGCACGCAAACAACGUGCGCAAACGGGGCAUGUCCAUCCUGAGGGAGGUGGACGAGCAGUAUCACGCCUUGCUGGAGAAGUAUGAAGAGCUCCUGAGCAAAUGCCGGCAGCACAAGGACAGCGUGCGUCACACGGGCGUCCAAACGUCCCGGCCCAUCUCCCGCGACAGCUCCUUCAGAGACUUCCGAGGAGAGGGACAUGAGCUGGAAGAGCGAAAAACCAUGGAGAAGACCAUCAGCAAACACGUGGAGGCAGUGGACAAGCGGCUGGAGCAGAGCCAGCCUGAGUACAAGGCUCUUUUUAAGGAGAUCUUUUCCCGCAUCCAGAAAACAAAAGCGGACAUCAAUGCCACAAAGGUGAAAAACAAGAGCAGCAAAUGAGCCUGGCCUCUCUGCAAACUCCCACGUGCAAUCGCAACCGCCAAGUCUUCUCCUCAGCCCCAGGAAACGCCACAUGGCCCCACUGCUUUGAAGGUUCAAGAGGUCUACAAGCAAGAAAAUGUCAUGGAGACUCAACUCACUUUUUUCAAGCUUGGGCUCCGGACAACUCGUUGGGACAAUUGUACAUUGUAGUUAGAGGAUUUCACAAACUGUCUGACGGAUCUCCGCAUGAGUUGCUGCCGCUGCCAGACAUCACAACAGCAACGUAAACCGCACCACGGAAAAGGAAAACUGAACACCCCCUCCACCCUUUUCAGCUUGUCUUACAGCCCGAUGAUCUGCAAGCAAAAGCCUGGAUGUCCUCAGGCAUCCCGCCACAGCUGGAGCUCGGUGUUUCAAAGUAAAACAAUAAGCCAUCAGAACUGCAGCGGCUGCUCCAGUACACCAGCCCAAACUUCCACUUUGGUUUUAUGGCUAAGAACCUACGCUUGCACCUAAGAGACACCUUCUCCUCCCCCACAGGGCAGUAUGUUCUUGCUAUUUAAGCCAUUCUCUUACCAGUCAGGUUUUUCAGCUAUUUACAAUGCAAACUCAUUGCAACUGGAAAAACUUGAAGAGAAACGUAAAACUGAUUGUUCCAUCUUCAUCAGCGUCACUUAGUAUUUCAGUCCAUCCUCUCCAGACUUUGUAGACAUACGGGAUUUCCUCGCUUUAAAUCUGCCCCAGUAUUUCAGCCCAGGUGAAGCGCUGUGCCAGGCAGGAACUCGAUCACCAGGGCUUUCCCAUAAGCCAGACGAGAAGUGCGAUUACAGUAUUAGAGAGAGACAUUUCAUCUCAUGGUCCGGGUACCGGCACUCUGCGCUGUGCUCUUCAAGAGCUUCUCAUUGCCCCAUCAUAGCAAACUCCUCACAUACACCUUGUCUGGGCUUGCAGAACUGACUACCAAGGACUUGCUCACAAGCAGAAGGAUGAAGCAUCACACUCGUACAGUAGCGCUCAUCACGCAUUGCCCUUCACUUUUUGCUCUGAACAUCCCCCCAGCUGAGAGGACAGAUUUCAAUCUUCUGCUGAAAAUCAUCUUUCUUGACUGAGAAACCGUCUCCAAAGGUUGUCUCCUCUCAGUUCACUCCCCAGCACUGAAAUCUCCUCGCUUUUGCUUCCACAGACAUGCAAACACCCAGCCAAAAGGCUGCUGCAGUCUCAGGAAUCACCGGUUUCCAUUUUUCAUGAACUAGAUGUUGACUGUGUACGGUCAGACACGUGUUUUAGGCAGAGAAGCAGCGUUUCUUUACAGCUUAGGCAACACCCUGAGCGUUGAGCCACAAGAAACAAGCAGUUCAGUGUAAGCUACCUAUUCUGUACCUGCCUGGAGACCAACUUCAGGCCAGAUUUGGAUUCUGAUUUCACCAGCUUACAUCCCAAAAUCUUGGGGAAAUGGUUGGGGUUUUUGCCACAUUGAGAUAAAUAAAUGAGAAUGUGGCUUUGGAGGGGGAAGACUGUUAAAAUGUAAUUAUUCUCCAAGCCUUGACAUUACAAGGAGCUACCUUUCUUUCACUUGCCGUGGAAUUAAUGCAAAAAUACCCCCCGAAUACCCUCUUUUGUUAAGCUGAGCACCACGCAGGUAAGUUGGCAGGAGUGCAAUGCCCAAACCAUCCCCGCUCCAGGGGUCUCCUCCUCAAACCACCCACCACCGGCUGCUCUGCUCCCCCACGCCCCGCAUCUCCACGUGCCCCACGGCCCCAAACCCACGGAACAUGAGGAGGACCAUCCGCACGACUGUGGCUACCAGCUCUGUAACACUAUGGAGAACCUUCAUGCCUUAUUUAUUUAUAAUGGAAAGCAGUUGUCUAAUAAAAUAAAAUAAAUAAAAAUGAACAACAACAGCAAUAAAA
Messenger RNA from Columba livia (rock pigeon), 3668 nucleotides. It is a transcript of the gene CDR2L, whose product is annotated as cerebellar degeneration related protein 2 like. The transcript is spliced from 5 exons. Bases 385 to 1776 code for a protein of 463 amino acids. The record is from RefSeq and is a predicted model, not a curated record. Lineage: Eukaryota; Metazoa; Chordata; Aves; Columbiformes; Columbidae.